UGGCAUCCAUGCGCCUGGGCAGGGUCAAGUAGUGCGUCGCUAAGGGCCAGAGGGGGAAAGAACGAGUGGCACAGUGCCGCACCAGCUGACGCAGAACGCAAUCUUUCUACCUUGCCCUCUCCAGUCCCCUCUCCCCCUCUCCCUGUAGGCAUGGGGAAGGGCCACAUCCUAAGCUGCAGCGUGUCGACCUGUUCCGUAGCCAUGUUUUGCUCGAGAGCCAGCGCAGUGAUCCGAGGUGUCGUUCCGUGUCUCGGUGGUAUAGGUGUCGGUAGGGAGCGAUGGAGGAAUUCACGGCUUGGAUCGACAAGAAUUUCUUGAUGGUGGGGCUUAUCACUGCACUUGCUGUUGGCUUACUCUUCCCAGCUCCAGGCAGGAGCUUAAAAGACAUCAGCACAACGCUGCAGCCUUUCUCACUGUCACAAGUCGCCGUGAUCCUCAUUUUUAUGAUCAGUGGGUUGACCCUCCAGAGGAUCACAAAGUGGAAAGAGGCGCUGAAUGCUUUGUUUGUUAGCUUUAUGUUUGUUCUCUUUCUCUCACCACUUGUGGGUCUGCCCAUUCUUUACCUUAGCCAGGUGACUUCUGUUAACAAGGCCCUUUUGCAAGGAAUGGCGAUUUUCUGCGCGGUUCCUACUACACUGUCCUCGGGUGUUGCCAUGGUCGCUUCGGCUAACGGGAACAUCGGCCUUGCCCUGAUCAUCACAACUGUUACUAACCUUCUGGGGGUCUUCACCCUGCCUUGGUCAAUGUCAGUGAUCUUCAGUGGUGCCCAUGUGGAGAUUGAUGGGUUCAAAACGCUAGUUCAUCUUGUCGUCCAAACUCUUGUGCCGCUUUUGUCUGGAAUUGCUUUGCGGGCCGUUCCACAGGUCGCACAGUUUGCAAACGAUCGGAAGAAGCCUCUUGGUCGAUGCUCCAAUUGUUGUAUUUUCUUUGUGGUUUGGCUGAACACCUCUGCUUCUCAAGACAAGAUUGUCAGCUUUCCAAUCGUGGAUCUGGGAGUUGUCGCGUUGCUUGCAGUCAUAGUGCACAUCAUUUACCGUGUGACAGCAUACCUCGUGGCGACGGCGUGCGCCUUUCCCAGCAAGGAGUGGGUAGCGUUUGUUUUGAUGUGCAGCCAAAAGUCUUUGCCUGUAUGUGUGUCUGUUCUGGCUGCGUUGCCUGCAAAGUUUCAAGUCAACACAGGCACCAUGAUCGUGCCGUGCAUCAUGUCACAUUUCUCCCAGCUUAUGAUCGACGGCUUUCUUGCGGAUCGUUGGAAAUUAGACGAAGUGACCGGCGAUUUCCAGUACUUUUCGUCCAACAAGUUGCGUGAUUCCACUUGAUACCAAGUACACGUCGGAGUGCAUUGCUCAAUGCGAAUGGCCGUAUCAUCCCCUUCCAGGCUCAGUGUCUGUCCUGCUUAUUUGCGCGCUCGCUGUGUACGAUUUCAAAUGUUUUCAACACACUGCUCAGCGCCCCAAUGUCGUUGAGACGCAUUUCUGUUUUCCGCCAAGGUGCUUGGGCCAGAAGUUACCCAGCUCCGCUGCGCCCUCUGGAUUGCAAGCCCCUCUAGGGUCCCCAUCAUCGGCGGAACUCGGCACACGACUGCUGCGCCUUUGUUUGGGAUUCGGGGGAGAUUGCCGCGCGUGCUGGAAACAGGUACACGCUCCCAGUUUCGGGCGAUGAGCGUAUUUUUGAACUCCUGGUCUCUUUUGUUGCGGCGGAUGCGUUGGUGUUUGAUGUCGUUACUCCGGUCGUGUCCAGAGUGUGUUCGAAGCAUCGGUUGUUCAAGUGUUCCCGAACGGUUUUUCGCAUAGUUGCCAAUGAGUUGGAUUGCAGAUGCAUGCAGCAGGCGACUGUUACGGUAGUUAAUGAGCCGGCUAUGACGGAGGUUUGCCAAUGUGUA
Prorocentrum cordatum is the source of this 1882-nucleotide messenger RNA. The record is from the annotation of a GenBank genome assembly. Lineage: Eukaryota; Dinophyceae; Prorocentrales; Prorocentraceae.